Molecule: messenger RNA, 5198 nt
Organism: Aphis gossypii (cotton aphid)
Lineage: Eukaryota; Metazoa; Arthropoda; Insecta; Hemiptera; Aphididae
Gene: Eip74EF
Product: ecdysone-induced protein 74EF
Exons: 13
Coding region: 629-2392 (587 amino acids)
Biological process (GO): cell differentiation; regulation of transcription by RNA polymerase II
Cellular component (GO): nucleus
Molecular function (GO): DNA-binding transcription factor activity, RNA polymerase II-specific; sequence-specific DNA binding
Source: RefSeq, a predicted model, not a curated record
GUGAUCGCUCCGUGUGCGCGCCGCGUCCGACUCCGACUAACCACUCGUUCUCUUAUCGAGUACUCGAACGGUUCCGACGAAUUAUUGCUAACCGUUUAAUUAUUAUAUUAUAUUAUUAUUAUUGUUAAUUUAUUUUUUCGCUUAAUAAACUUAAUAUUCUUAAUAUACUUUUAUUCAAAAUAAUAUAUUUUCAUAUCAUCAUAACAUACAUUUACAUAGUGUCUUAUUUUUAAUUUAUACAUAAUUAAUUAUAAGUGCGUUUUUCUGUGCAUUUGAAUUUCGUCGCAGUGCUGUUUUAUAUUUUUACCAGUAUAUUGUCUUUUUUUUUUAAUUGUGCACGGUUUACGACCUUCCUGAAGUUUGGAUACAACAUUCUCUGAUUCUACACACAUUGACCGGAUCUAUACUCUGAACGCAAAAAUGUACUUGAAAGAAAAAUGGAAACGAAUCUCAGUGAACAAACAAUGAACCACAACGGAAGUGGAACAUCGCAUAAGAUAUCAAAGAAACUUCUGUCCACAAUUCAGUUAUAAUCAUCCUGGCUUUUGUGAAGCCUACACCACCUGGCCCACCACUGUCCGCUGGAGUAGUGGUUGCUGGUAGGACGUCCGCCAUCACAGGUUCAGGUAUGCCUUUCAUGGACGAUGUGUUACUCUGGUGUCCAGAGGCCGAGACGAAAAUUGACGAUUUUACCGAAUGUCUUGGUAACGAAGUUUCCAGUCUCGGCGAAUUACUCCAAUCAGAAAUAUCCAGUGAAUUAGACAAUGCCUUGGACGGAGGAGGAGCAGUUAGCCAGGAUGGCGGUGAACACUCUGGCGAUGAUGACAUUUUCAAGCAGCUAUCCGACUCGUCCGCGUUACUUGAACAGUUUUUCGAUUUUGUUAAUUGUGACAUAAAGGAAGAAAAUAAUAACAAUGUUAUGUCAACUGGUAACAAAAACCAUGCUGCUGUUGCAUUACUUCAAGAACUACAACGCACAAAUGCUGGCAAAAAAUUCAACAUAACCACUGCCAAUCCUUUGCUUGCAGAAAAACUUUUGAAUCCUGUGUCUCAGUUAAAUCCAAGUUUAAACCAAAAUUCAGAUAUGUUCAUCAAUCAAAACAAGUACAUCAAGACGGAACCUUCAAUAAAUGAUACAGGUAAGCAAACCAUCCGACCGUCAUCAUUCCCACCGACCACCCUCACUACUGUCGGUAAUGAAAAGGAUGAGAACAUCGACUUCCUGGAUCACCUCCGGAUCGCCGGCAACGGCGGUGUAGGAAACCCGGGAGCAGCCGACCAUCUGCCGCCCAGGCAACAGUUGUCGUUUGCCCUGCCACACGGAUUCCAUCAUGCUGGCUCUCUGCCGCCCAGCCCCGCGGACUCCGGAGUGUCCGACGUGGACAGCAGCAGCAGUGGACACACAUCCACCGACACCGAGCUCAGGGCUCGGCUCCAACCGCACCAGUAUCACCACCAAGUCUCUUCUUGCGGUCGUCGUACUAGCCCAGACCCGCCAAGUAUCGCACAAUGCCACCAACAGCAGCAACAACAACAGCAACAGCAACAACAGCAACAGCAGCAACAGGACUUGUUCUCCAGGAUAUACGGGGUGAACGCUCCACCACCAGGUGCUUACCAUCAUCCCGGUCCCGCGCCUCCAUCGCCCAAACAUCCACUUUUCAUGCGAAAUAACCAUCCUUAUGGGGGUGGCGUCCCUGGCUACCACCCUUCAGCCGUUGGCGGCUACGGUUCGGCGGUCAGCCCCACAUCUGCCGGCCACUUCGCCAUGCCACCGUGCCCGCCCUCGGCCGCGCUCCCGGGCGCUGGCACCGUGGUCGGUCGCGGGUCUGUUAUCCAAGCGGCCGCGGCCAACUGUUACCAGCCUAACGGCGCCGGGGCGGCCAACCUCAAUGAUCUGUACUACAUGGACUUUGGCGCACCCACCGCGGCCGCGGCCAUGUACCACCAGAAAGCAGUAAACAAGAACGGCAGCAAUAAGAAGCCCAAGAAGUACGGCAGUGUCGGACGACCGUCAGCAGCCGGUUCCCCGGGUGCCGUCCAACAACAGUCCUGUCCGGCCACGGGACCCAAGCGGAAGAGCCGAGAAGGUUCCACGACGUAUCUUUGGGAAUUUUUGCUUAAAUUACUGCAAAAUUCCGACUACUGUCCGAGGUUCAUCAAGUGGUUGAAUCGGGAAAAAGGCGUAUUCAAGUUGGUCGACUCCAAAGCGGUGUCUAAACUUUGGGGAGAGCACAAGAACAAACCAGACAUGAACUACGAGACGAUGGGUCGUGCUCUCAGGUAUUAUUACCAGAGGGGAAUUCUGGCCAAAGUGGACGGCCAGAGGCUGGUCUACCAAUUCGUCGACGUUCCCAAAGACAUCGUCGAAAUCGAUUGUUCCGGCGCAUAAGGAUAUGUAAACCCGAAAACGGCCAAAGACCUCGUGAUAAUAAUUUAUAAAUAUAUUGUCAUCUUCAUCAUCGCAGUUGCUAUAUUAUAAUUUAUUCUUUCCACCUCGGGAGCAGAAUCGUCGUCGCCAGUCCGUCGUCAUAAUAUUAUUUUUAUUAUUAUUAUUAUUAUCAUUACUAUAUGUAGGUAAAAUUCAACCUGCAUAUGGUGUGUAUAACAUGUAUAUAAGAUAAAUGUAUAUGCGUGCGUGUGUUUUUUUAUAUUAUUAGUAUAUAGAAUACUGCACCACUCGAGUUCAAACUCGUCUGCCGUGUAAAUAUCGCGCAAAAACUUGUGUUUCUUUUUUUUUCAUAUUAUAUAUUUUUUUUUCGUGAACGAGUACUGUCGCCAUCGUUGCUGCUACCGUUUAAACAUUGUAAUAUUAUAAUAAUAUAUUUUGAUGUACUCCCUGCUGGUUGUAGCUGAUGCUGCUGCAGCCAUCUCGUCUGUGUGCAUGUGUAUAUGUGUGUGUGUGUGUAAAGACUGACAAUAAUUAACCGAGAAGAUAUUAUGAUAUAAUAUAUUAAAUAUAUAUAUAUAUAAUAUACAAUAACAUUAAAAAAAUUAAAAAAAAAAAACAAAAAUAUACAUAAUAUAUAUCAUAUUAAUUAAUUAUUGUUAGUUUGACCGAUCUCUACGUUUUUAGUAUAUAUUAUAUAUAUUUAAAACAAAUCUCGAAACGUGUACAAAAUUUUAAUUAUUAUUAUUAUUAUUAAUUUAAUUAGGAAAAUAAAUUCGAUUCGGAACAAAUAAAAAACAAAAAAUAAAAGAUGAAAACUUUAUUAUUAUAUGCACACGGCGCAUAUACGUGUGUGUAUAGUUUUAUUUUUACCAUUUAUCAUAAAUAUAAUUAUUACAAUUGUAAUUUUUUUUAUAUAUAUAUUAUUUUUGUUCCGAGAACUCGUUUUUUCUCAACUUAAGUCAACGAAACCCCUUAUUACUGUACAUAACCAUAAUUUAUAAGAAUAGCUUUAAGGUCAUAAUAUAUUAUAUUGUUGGUGUAAGUUUUUAAUUAUUCUUGUGCAUAUAUAUGUAUACUUAUAUAUAUAUACACAAUACAUUUUAUUAGGUAGGUACUAAUGUUAUUUGUAAUAAUAUUUCUGUGUAAAAUUUUUUUCGAACUAUUUUUGUAUGCUUUUUUAAGUUAAAAUUAUUAUUAUUUUUUCCUUUUAUUUAUUUUGUUGUUUUUGUAUGUAAUUUUAAGGAUUUAAUGUGUUUGUGAAUCAUUAACGUGAACUAAACUGUUGGCACCGGACGUUUAUGUAUCGAAUAUCUUACCAUCGCGUCGCCUCAAACGAAACUAAACGAAUAACAAACAGACUUUUAAUAUAAUCCGUACUUAAACACAUUUAAUAAUGCGAUAAUAAAUUAUUUAUAUUUAUAUAUUUUUAUUUUAAUAACGCUCGCGAAACUACUCGAAAAAGCUCAAAAAAUAGACACGACUUUAUUAUAAAAAUGUUUACUACUAUACACGGUCUAUAUAGUGGUAAUCACAACGAAACUGUUUACCAUUAUAAUUGUUACGUCCUUUAAACAAAUUAAUAAAUAAUAAUAGUAAUGACUUAAUAAAUAUUUCAAUGUUAUUUGUAUGAAAAAAAAAAUGAAAAAAAAAGAGAAAAAUGAAUUUAAUCAACAAAAACGUAUCUGCAUAAUACGCGCACGAAGCGAAGAAAACACAAUAUAUUCUUAAUUAAUUUUUAUCAUUCGUCUCGUCAAUUUUUCGUAAUAAACGCGUUUUUGAAAAACCUCAAACUAUACCAUAUACCAUUUACUUAAUAAUAUAUUGCACCGAUAUUAUACGAUAGCGAAUUAUUAUUAUUAUUAUAUAUUUUGCGAAUAACAAUAAUUAUUGUUAAUAUUAUUGUUAUUACUACUAUAAAUAAAUUAUACCGUUGUCGGUUUGCUCGUACCUAUAUUAUAUUUCCGAUGUUGCUCAAGUAAAUACGAAAUCUAAGAAAAAAAUUUUUUCUCUGCCUCUUUCUCUCUAACUUUUUCAUGUUAUGUUUUAAUUUCCUUCGUUGUUUUCUGUAAUUAUACAAUAUUAUAUUAUUAUAUUAUAUUCGCCACUUGUCGUUUAACGUCGUAUUGUUAGGAUAUGUAAAUUUUUGUUUUCUGAUAAUAGUGUGCUGCUGUUCAUUAUAUUUUAUGCCGUGUCUGUUGAGAACCUAAAAUUUAUACGUUUGUCGUGAUAUUGUUGGGGUGUGUCGGGUUGGAGGAUGAAGUAUUUGUCAGACGAUUGUACAUGACGAAUAUUAUAUGUUAAAUACGUAUUAUAGGCAGUAUAAAAACCAGACAAAACGAAUAAUUCAAUAGUGAUCGAAAAACAGCAAGGCUUUAUUGUAAUACAUCGAUAUGUGAUUAUUAUAAUAUAUCUUAAAUUAUUAUUAUUAUUUUAUUUAUAUUUAUAUUUAUACAUAUAUAUAUUAUCUAUGUAUAAUACUGGUGACGAAUUCGUAGGAAGGUUUUUUUAUGUUUUUUUUUUUUUGUUUUCUCCUUUUAUUUGUCUUUAAAUUUUACGUUCCGUUAGAGACUGUGAACCGGCAUGUGAUUGAAUUAACGAGAAAUCGAAAGGAAUUUAUUAUAUACAUAGGUAUAUACAUAGAUAAGAUGUGAUUUAUUAUAAAAAACUAAUCGAAUAAAUGUUUUUUUUUUAAAACAAAUUUUCUAUGAAAUUGUUAUAAUAUAUACUGUGUACCUAUAGGGAAGAAUUGAUUAUUUAAAUAUUAUAUUAUAUAUGUUGUAAAAUACACGAAAUAUGUUUUUUUUCA